AUGCGCGAACACAGUGAUUAUCGAUGGGGUGAUUAUUAUUUGUCGGGCGGACGUAAAGGCAAAAAGUCAUGGGUUUUGGAAUUAAUUCAUACGACCAAUCAAAUGAUACCAACCUUCAAUGAACUAUUUGAUGAGGAGACAUUCUAUGUGUUUGCAUUCAUCGUUGUCAUUUCAUCUUUCCUGAUUGCUUUCUUUCUGGCUAAAGUGGUCGGCAUACGAAUUCGCGAAUAUCCACUAAAUGUGAACCGUGAGUGGCGUGAUGCACGACCAGCAAAUCCCUUUCGUUUCCCAUGGAAUCGAAAUAGUUGUUGA
This is a messenger RNA of Brugia pahangi, 312 nucleotides long. Lineage: Eukaryota; Metazoa; Nematoda; Chromadorea; Rhabditida; Onchocercidae. The record is from the annotation of a GenBank genome assembly.